Carassius carassius (crucian carp) is the source of this 1866-nucleotide messenger RNA. RefSeq names its product RAB13, member RAS oncogene family (gene rab13). Gene Ontology annotation, molecular function: GTP binding; GTPase activity. Gene Ontology annotation, cellular component: plasma membrane; synaptic vesicle; endosome. The record is from RefSeq and is a predicted model, not a curated record. The transcript has 8 exons. Gene Ontology annotation, biological process: protein secretion; Golgi vesicle fusion to target membrane; regulation of exocytosis. NCBI's taxonomy places the organism in Eukaryota, Metazoa, Chordata, Actinopteri, Cypriniformes, Cyprinidae. The coding region runs from base 546 to 1145 and encodes 199 amino acids.
GGUUCAACGGGUGCUUUAUUUCAGCAUGUUGUGUGUCAAUGGCGCCCUCUGUCGACAGACGCGUUUCUCGGUUCUACUCGGCACUGUUUUAUUAAACCUCUCCCUCCCUCGACGUCAGCUUUUGGGAACUCGGGCAAGGGAAAGUUUAGGGAGAACAAAAGUCCGCUGUUGUCUAUGUAUGGAUGAAUGCUGAAAGUCUGUCGGUACAGGAGAGAAAACUAGCGCAGUGCGGACCGAAAUGGUGAAUGCGUGGCAUCCGCAGUGAAAAGCUCCCCACAGACGCGUUAAAAGGGCUGUGAGCAAACUUUUACCAUUUUGCUUUUUAUGGAUUUUUUUUUCCUCGUAUCUGGAAGGACAGAGACAACAAAGCGAAAAUUAGGUUCACCGGUGACAGUUUUCCAAGGAAAGAAAAUCCAUGAAGUUUGAAACGAGGAGGACAUUAAUCAGAGGGAAGGAUUUUAAAAGGCUGCGCGUGUGACUGAGUGUUAGGAACAAAAAGGGGUAAAGUCAUCUAAAACUUGGUCUAAUUAACUAGGUGAAGAACAAUGGCAAAGAAAUACGACUUCCUCUUUAAAUUAUUGCUUAUCGGCGAUAGUGGUGUUGGCAAGACCUGCUUGAUCAUCCGUUUUGCAGAGGACGAUUUUAGUUCAACGUACAUAUCAACCAUCGGUAUUGACUUCAAAGUGAAGACCGUUGAGGUUGAGGGAAAGAAAGUCAAACUGCAAGUCUGGGACACAGCAGGACAGGAGAGGUUUAAGACCAUCACUACUGCAUACUACAGAGGGGCUAUGGGCAUCAUCCUUGUGUAUGACAUCACUGAUGAAAAAUCCUUUGAGAAUAUUCAGAACUGGAUGAAGAGCAUCAAAGAAAAUGCAUCAGCAGGUGUAAGUCAGAUGUUACUGGGUAACAAGUGUGAUAUUGAGGCCAAAAGGAAAGUGUCAAAGGAGAUAGGUGAGAAGCUCGCAAAGGAACAUGGUAUUCGAUUCUUCGAGACUAGUGCAAAAUCGAGCAUCAACGUUGAGGAGUCUUUUGCUGCUCUUGCACGAGACAUUUUGCUGAUGUCAAAUAAGAAGCCGGGUCCCACUGAUCGUGAGGUUAAAAUUACCAGCACAGAGAAAAAGUCAUCCAAAUGUCUUCUUCUUUAGAUAUGCUUUUAUCCAGAGGAUGGUCUCACUACACACAAACACACACAAUCACAUACAGUAAUAUCGCGGUGUUAAUGCCAGGGAAUCGUUUGCAAAGUUAACAUGGAAUGCUAAUAGGAAGUAGUUUCAAAGUAUGAUGGCACUAGUAAGAUAUGAAAUACAUGAUACGAGAUCUGACACAGGGUACAACCUUCAUGCAGUUAGAGGAAAAUCAGAAUUUUUUUUUACUUCAUGUUUAUAUUUUCGCACUACGCAACAAAAACUGACUUGGCUAUAGUUGAGACAAUGUUGGUUCGACUUGCACAAGUUUUGCUUCGUCAAAAUGGAUAACAAGUACCUAUUGAAUCUGUAUCUUUGACAACUUCAAGGGAAAUAUAUAGUCCAGUUUGAUGGCUAAUCAGCACUUUUUGACAAAUGGUUUCAAUGUUUAUUGCUAUAAAAGGUGAACAACUUCAAUUUGAAAGACGUUGGACUCUAAUGGAUUUUAGGAUGUUAGAUGAGAAAAUAAUUGAUGGAUUAAGGUUGGGAUUAUAAUAAUGUUCUAUUGAAAAUUCACAGUUUGUUUCUACAAAAGGGAUAAUGGUCCGAAAUAAUAAAAAUUUUGCAUGAAGUUUGUGUCUUCCUGCCUUAAUACACAUUUCUAUAUUCUUUUCCACAGCAUAUUUGUCAGAAUUUGUACAAUGAUAUUCUUUUAAUAAAGUAAAUAAUGUUCAAAAUCUCA